GGUCCACUCUGUCUCUCUCUCUCUCUCUCUCUCUACGAAGGAACUAAAUCUCUCUCUAGAUUGUUUUCCUUCCGGGGCUUGAUAAUGGCGAAUCCAGCGCAAUCAAAGGGAUGGCUUAAGAACUUUUCGUCGAUAGCUUCAUGGGUUUACUUCUUCUUGAUCAUCCUCCAGAUCCCUCUCUUCAGGGUACCAUGUAGAUCUGGAAUGUGUAUGUCACCGAUCCAUGUGACAUCCUCUCAGUUGAUUUCAAGUGACAUCUUUCCUGUUCCGGUUAUCAAGGCUCUCUUAUACCCUGGUGCUAUUGUCCAUGGUCUCGCCACUGACAUGACGUUUCCAAAGUGGGAGAAUGUGUUAGAUAUUUACAAUCUCACCAAUGUCAAAGAAGCAUCUGCAGUUCCCGAUCUUCAACGCCUAGAGGUUCUUGCAGGGAGCUACUUCUCUGUAGCUGGGGCCUUUAUCGGUUUGCUGAAGCCUGGUAGGAUGGGCAUGUUUGGGUCGUUGCUGCUGGUUUGGGGUCUUGUCAAAGAAGGGAUCUUGAAGAAGCCAGUUAAUACCGACCCAGCUAGAACCGUUUAUGUGUACCCGACCAUGGUGAUUGCGGUGAUCUGCGCUUUCUCUAUGAUAAAUUAUAACUUGAAGAAAGCCACGAGGGCUGCUGCUCCUGCUCGUCCCAUUGCUAAACCUCUCAUGAGCUCUUCGAAAUCUAAGCUCAAGUGAGUUUUUUUGAGACUUUUAGUGCUUGUGUCUUGUCUUUUUUUGCCAGUGCAAGGAAUGAAAAUGGCAUUGUCGUUGUUUUGUAUUCUCUCACUUACCUUUUGUGUUUUCGUUAUGUUCUGGAACUCUGCUCAGCUGUCAGUGUCUUUCAAUAUCAAACACAUAAACACAAA
Messenger RNA from Raphanus sativus (radish), 887 nucleotides. RefSeq lists its product as uncharacterized. Lineage: Eukaryota; Viridiplantae; Streptophyta; Magnoliopsida; Brassicales; Brassicaceae. The record is from RefSeq and is a predicted model, not a curated record. The transcript is spliced from 3 exons. The coding region runs from base 85 to 717 and encodes 210 amino acids.